CAAUGAUGAGAGGAAGCAAGAAACAGAUAAGCUAGCGCUAUGGCAGGAGCUUCAAGAAUCCUGCAAACGACGUUCCUACCCACUUUCUCAAAAAACCCAUCUCUCCACACCACCAGAUCCCACUCCCACGCCUGCUGCGUCCCACCAACCACCAAAAGAGGCUCCUUUUUCGACCGAAUCAGGUGCUCUGUCGCCGCCGCCGGCGAGGACACCGCCAUGGCAGGCGUGCUGUGGGGAUGCGAUGUCGACUCCGUGGACAACGCCGCGGCGCUGCAGGCGUGGCUUUCGGAGAGCGGGCUGCCGCCGCAGAAGAUGGGCAUACAGAAGGUGGAGGUCGGAGAGAGAGGGCUUGUUGCUCUCAAGAAUGUUAGGAAGGGAGAGAAGCUGCUUUUUGUGCCUCCCUCUCUCUUCAUCACUGCUGAUUCUAACUGGAGCUGUCGUGAGGCCGGUGAGGUGCUAAAACAGUACAACGUGCCAGAUUGGCCACUGCUUGCAACCUACUUGAUCAGCGAGGCAUGUCUCAUGAACUCUUCAAGAUGGAGCAACUACAUUGCAGCCUUGCCGAGGCAGCCCUAUUCACUUCUCUACUGGACACGUCCGGAGCUAGACAGAUAUCUUGAAGCCUCACAAAUAAGACAACGUGCAAUUGAGAGGAUCAACGAUGUUACUGGAACAUACAUUGACUUAAGGGACAGGAUUUUUUCCAAGCAUCCUGAUUUAUUUCCUGCAGAGGUCUUCAACAUGGAAAGUUACAGAUGGUCGUUCGGCAUACUUUUUUCUCGCUUGGUUCGUCUACCCUCGAUGGAUGGAAGGGUUGCUUUGGUUCCUUGGGCAGAUAUGCUUAACCAUAGCUGCGAGGUAGAUACGUUUCUUGAUUAUGACAGAUCAUCUCAGGGGGUAGUUUUCACUACAGAUAGAGCAUAUCAGCCAGGCGAGCAGGUCUUCAUAUCAUAUGGUAAGAAAUCCAACGGAGAGCUGUUGCUUUCAUAUGGAUUCGUGCCCCGGGAAGGAACCAACCCUAGCGACUCCGUUGAGCUGUCUCUUUCCAUCAGCAAGUCCGACAAGUGCUACAAAGAGAAGGUGGCAGCUCUCAAGAAGCAGGGACUGUCCGCGACACAGUGUUUUCCUCUACAAAUAACCGGCUGGCCAUUGGAGCUGAUGGCCUAUGCCUACCUAGCAGUCAGCCCCCCUAGCAUGAUCAGCCAGUUUGAUGAGAUGGCUGCUGCAGCGUCUAACAAGACGACAUCCAAGAAGGACAUCCGGUAUGGUGAAAUAGAGGAAGACGCGUUGCAGUUCAUACUUGAUUCUUGUGAGGCCUGCAUAUCUAAGUACUCCAAGUUCCUUCAGUCGAGUGGAUCAAUGGAUUUGGACGUGACAAACCCAAAGCUUCUCAACAGGAAAGCGUUCCUGAAGCAGCUUGCUGUUGAUCUGUGUACCAGUGAGCGGAGGAUGCUGUUUCGUGCACAAUAUAUACUGAGACGGCGGCUGAGAGAUAUCAGGAGCGGCGAGUUGAAGGCGCUGAGGCUGUUUGACGGCUUGAGGAAGCUCUUCAAGUGAGGUUUUGGCUGCUUCUUGGCUUCCAUUUGGCUAAAAGGUUGCUUGAGGAUUGCUUUGUGCUUUUGAAUUUGAUAUCUACUUGUAAACUUGACGUUUUUGGACCUAAAUAAAAUGUACUAUCAAAAUCACAA
This is a messenger RNA of Salvia splendens (bonfire salvia), 1688 nucleotides long. RefSeq names its product ribulose-1,5 bisphosphate carboxylase/oxygenase large subunit N-methyltransferase, chloroplastic. The transcript is spliced from 12 exons. NCBI's taxonomy places the organism in Eukaryota, Viridiplantae, Streptophyta, Magnoliopsida, Lamiales, Lamiaceae. Gene Ontology annotation, cellular component: chloroplast. The record is from RefSeq and is a predicted model, not a curated record. Bases 40 to 1557 code for a protein of 505 amino acids. Gene Ontology annotation, molecular function: [ribulose-bisphosphate carboxylase]-lysine N-methyltransferase activity; protein binding; protein-lysine N-methyltransferase activity. Gene Ontology annotation, biological process: peptidyl-lysine monomethylation.